Messenger RNA from Aphanomyces invadans, 1596 nucleotides. RefSeq lists its product as hypothetical. Lineage: Eukaryota; Oomycota; Saprolegniomycetes; Saprolegniales; Verrucalvaceae. The transcript has a single exon. The coding region runs from base 1 to 1596 and encodes 531 amino acids. The record is from RefSeq and is a predicted model, not a curated record.
AUGAACUCGGGUCGAUCACAUGCCGCCCUCACAUUCGACACAACCGCGGCUCGGUUCCACGCGCCGCCUGAAUCCGUGGACGGGCUCGCCGAUCGACCCCUCAGUGUGAGCUAUGACUCGCAUGAAGCAUGGGUGCCUGGGAAGGUCGAGUCGCAUUUCAAGCGCAUCAAGGAGCGGUUCGCCGGUGUCCGCACGUUCCAAACCGCCGGCGUGGAAAACCACAUCGACGUCGCGGCAAUGGUGGGACUAAAAGUCUAUGCCGGUGUGUGGAUCCAAGGUGCUUCUACCAGCGUGGAGGCAGACAUGCAAGCUGCUGUCGACGGAGCCCGACGUCACUCGUCGAACGUUGCUGCCAUCUUCGUCGGCAACGAAGACUUGAUGGACGGGAGGGUCACUGAGCAGUUCGUCGUAGCUCGGGUUCGCCAGAUGAAAGGACUGCUCGCGAGUGCGGGAUUGAAGAUUCCAGUGGGCAGUGUGCAAACCGAUGGAGACUGGCUCGACGCGCCAACGUUGGCGGCCGAGUGCGAUGUCGUGGGGGUCAACAUUCAUCCGUUCUUCAGCGGAGCCGCUGACUCGGGGACCGAGCCGGUGCUGGACCUUGGUCGCCGGUGGACUGCCAUGACACGUCGGUACCCGACGACAACGCUGGUGCUUACCGAGACGGGAUGGCCGACCAGCGGCCGGCCAUUCACCCACCACGUCCCGAGUUUGGCUCUUGCCGAAAAAUACGCCAACGAAGUCGACUGGUGGGUUCGCCAAGGCAACGGGGGACACCUUCCCGCGUACUUUAUGUUUCACGACAACCUGGGCAAAUCGGAUGAUUUCGAGAGGUCGUUUGGGUUAGCAUGGGCGUCGGGGGAGUGGAAGUUUGGCGGUGGCGAGGCGAACCCUGCGGCCGUCCCCGUCUCGAGCCCGCGACUCCAUCCCUCUCCCCCUCUUGCGAACACAACGUCCGGGGUGUUUAUCACGACGAUCCAGGUGCCUCAUACGAUGGUUGCAGUGGUGUUGGCCGUCGUCCACUCGACUUACGAUCCCCAUGAACACCGCCAGCGACCCAUCGAGUACGACCCGAUUGCGUCGACGAGGCGCCAACUCGAUUCCUAUGCCCGGUGGACCUGUCGUGGUUCGUUGGUCGUGGCGUCUACCUCCGACGAGGUCGAGUUGUGUUUGGACGCGUACGAGCCGUGGAGUGGUGGUAACGUGCAUGCGUACCCGUGCGAUGCCCAAAACGUGAACCAGCUUUGGGCAUACGAUACAACGACGCGGCAAUUGUCGCAUCAGCGUCAUCGCGGGUAUUGCCUUGGCAUUGUAAACAACGCUCCACGGUUGGCUCUGUGCACGGAGGGGGCGACUUUCGAGUUUGCUACGAAUUUUUUGUUUAUGCAUGGCACGACGAGCACCACGGACUUAAAGCAGUCGCGCACGCAAUGGCCACAAACGGACCGUCGUGGAUUGUGCGUCUCCGCGACGCAGGGCGGCGUGAGAAAUUCCAGCGCCAGUUCCGAGGCGUUCCCACGUGUUCCACGCACUCGACCGUGGAUGUCUGCCUCGCUCCAGCCACACGUGCCCCUUGGCGGUAUGACCAGCAGGGUGUAA